Molecule: messenger RNA, 791 nt
Organism: Suillus subaureus
Lineage: Eukaryota; Fungi; Basidiomycota; Agaricomycetes; Boletales; Suillaceae
Product: mRNA transport regulator 3
Exons: 5
Coding region: 34-741 (235 amino acids)
Biological process (GO): rRNA catabolic process; nuclear mRNA surveillance; poly(A)-dependent snoRNA 3'-end processing
Cellular component (GO): cytoplasmic exosome (RNase complex); nuclear exosome (RNase complex); nucleolus
Source: RefSeq, a predicted model, not a curated record
AGCUGUUUGUUUCUUCGACUUGAAUGCAACGUUAUGGCUCAAAGUGCGAACGACCGCCGGCGGAUAAAUGGACCAGAAGAAAGCUUUCCGCCCAUAUUCGAUGACGAUGGCGAGGAUAUCAAGUUGAAAAUGCAACGCAGUCGGGCACCUGGUGAUAUCAGGCCGAUAUUCCUACAGCCAGGUCUUAUAAGCCAGGCCAAUGGAUCUGCAUACAUCGAGACAGAAAAAACUAAAAUUGCAUGCGCUGUGUACGGACCACGGCAGUCUAAAACUACUACCUACAGCGAAAAGGGCCGGCUGAAUGUCGAAGUCAAGUUUGCUCCUUUCUCGUGUACGCGUCGAAGGGCACCGAUGCGCGACGCCGAGGAUAGAUCUAUUGGUGUAGCAAUACAUCAAGCAAUCGUAUCAUCAAUACGCCUGGAGUUAUUCCCAAAGUCGACCAUUGAUGUUUUUAUCACGAUCAUCGAGAACGAUGGAAUUGAAGGUUGCAUUGCAUCUGGAUCAUUGGCUGCAAGCACUGCACUUGCUGAUGCUGGAAUCGAAAUGCUGGGACUAGUUGCAUCAUGCUCCGCUGCUAUUGUCGGAGAUGACAUUCAACUUGAUCCAAGCGAAGCUGAAGCACGAGCAUCCAGCGGUACUGUGAUACUUGCUUGCAUGCCGGCUUUGGAUAGUAUCACUAGCAUCUGGCAGUCGGGACAGGUGUCCGCUGACUUGUCUUUGAAGGUAAUACUUUCCGACUGACCGCAGUAAACGCUAACAAGGGACCACAGUGCAUGGAACAAUGUCAUGAG